AUGGGGGGCCCUCCAGAGGGCUCCUUGGGGGCCCGCUGCUGCCUGCAGCUGCUGCUGCUUCUGCUGCUGCUGCUCUCCCUCCCCAACUGUAUCUUCUGUGGUCAACAGCAGCGGGAUGCUGCAGAAGACGGGCUAAGAAGGGCUGGUUCCGGUGCUGAAAGAAACUCCGAUGCAGCGGCAGCAGCAGCGGAUGCUGCUGCUGCUGCUGCUGCAAGUGCUACCCUAGCAGCAGCCGAGCAAACCGCGAAGGCCCAGGUGAACACAAACAGCAUCAGCAGCAGCAACAACAGAGACAGCAACAGCAACAGCAGCAGCAAAAACAGCAGCAGGAACAGCAACAAGAGUAGCAGCAACAGCAGCAGCAGCAGCAGCAGCAACGAUAGGUUUGCAGAGGCAGCUCUGCCUCUGGGAUUCCGCGAGCCUCUAUCUUUAUUGCCUCAGAAAUCAACAGCAGUAUUUAAUAAACUCGCUGCAUGCGCAGACACAGACCCCAGGUGUCAAUACGAACUCUCUGUGUUUUAUUUCCUGGGGAGGCCCCCGCUACCAGCCCGCAGCUUGAAGGCGGCGCUGCAGCUGCUCUGGCUUUCAGCCCGAGGGGGGAGCGCAGACGCCCAGUAUCUUUUGGGGGUUUUACACCAGAACCUAUACUUGCUGCCGAAGGAACCUCCACUUAUAGAGCUGGAUUCUCCUUUACGUGUGGUUGUGGGGCGGGACUAUGAGCUGUCUUUCUUUGCUGGGGAUCGGGCGAUCCCAGCUCCAUGGGGCCCCUUAAAAACAUUAAAAGCAUUUGAAUAUCAUUUACAUUCUACAGCAGAAGUAGAGGGGUUCGGGGCGAAACUAUGGCAGAGGUUGCAGAGCCAUGUUUCUUGGGUUCUAGCGGGGGGCCCCUGGGCUAGGGGGGCCCCCGGGGAUACUAACGGAGGGGCCCAUGAAGAAGAAGGGGCCCCCAAGACUGUGGCGCAGGCGAUGAAGCUGCUGCUGUCUGCACCAGAUCUUGCUUUUAAUCCCCCUUUACCCCUUGUAUAUCUACAUGCUGCAGCAACUGCACUGCAUCCUGCUGCUGCUGCUGCUGUUGCUUGGAAGCAGCAGUUUGCUGCUCUUGAUGGGUCUGUGGGGCAGCAGCAGCAAGCUUGUGCUGCUGCUGCCAACAACUAUCUUCCUGUUGCUAAGGCAACAGCUGGGCUGUACGCCUUAGGGAUCCCUCAAGCUAUUGAAGUGCUGCGGCUGGCCACGGGAACUUUCCCUCUCCAGGGUUCAGAGAUUCAGCGGCUCAGCACAGACCCUGAGCAGCUCGCGAUGCUGCUGCAUGAGGCAGAAGAAGGAAACCUUGCCGUACAUGCGGCACUGGGCCGGAAAUAUCUUUUUGGGGUGGACGGAUUUCCCCAGAACUUUGCAAAAGCUAGAUACCACCUUCUUGCGGCCAGCAAGAGUUGGAAGGGGGAAUCAAAGGGCCUGUUGGGUUAUAUGUACGCCUUGGGCUUAGGAGUUGAACAAGACCUCAAUGAAGCUGCUGAGUGGUUCUUUAGAGGUGCAACAGAAAACGAAGACCCAAUAGCUUAUAAUGGACUGGGUCUUGUGUACUUCUUCGGUACUCCACUUAUCGAAGCUUCGCCUGCAAUGGCCUUCGAAAUGUUCAACAGAAGUGCAACAUUAAAUUCCCCUGAUGGGCAGCUGAACUUGGCUUCUCUCUAUCUCACAGGCACAGGUGUAUCGAAAUCAUUUGUAGAGGCGUUGAAGUGGCUAACCAAGGCCGUACGGGGCGGCAGCACUGGUGCUGCAUACGCCCUAGGAACGAUGCACCUCUCGGGUUUGGGGGCGGUGAGGGAUUGCCCUUUAGCUGUGGGGCUGCUGAAACUCGCUACGGAGAGAGCCCCUUACUUCGCUCACGCGCUGCAGCGGGCCCACGCGGCUUACGAGCAAAGCGCAUUCGAUGAAGCUGCUUUCAACUUUCUUCUUCUUGCAGAGGCGGGCCACGAGGCGUCGCAAAGCAAUUUGGCUUUUUUGUUGGAUGCGGGCCUCACGGACAUCUUCUUUGAUGGUAGCCUCCGACGGAAGCGUUUGCAUGCACAGAGGUUUUACGAAAUGGCAGCGGCUCAGGGGGCCCUGUCUGCGCAACUUAGACUGGGGGACUUUGCGUACUAUGGCUACGGUGUUCGGCGACGCAGUUCCACCAUGAAGUACUCGAGAGACUUUGUUGAUGAGAAGGGUGAUUCUUUCGACGGUUGGCUGUCUCAGCCCAAGUUCUGGUUAGAAGAAGGGGUUAAGGACUUUGCUGAGGCGGCAGCGUUUUAUCGUAAAGUUGCGGACUCUGCCACUUGGGGCCCGGCACUGGCGGCUAAGGCGAGGUAUAACUUGGGGGCAAUGCAUCUCUUCGGCAUCGGAGUGCCGCAGGACUUGUAUCUGGCUACUCAUCAUUUCAAAAGAAGCCUGGAAGCAGACGAACACGCACCAACUGCUCCGGUGUACGCGGGGCUUGCGGCGGUUUAUUUGAUUGAUUUGUUUGAGAGAGUGCUGCAAUCCUUGCUCUUUGAGCCCCGUGUGUUGUUUCUCCUCCUCAACCUCGUUGCGAUGGCGGUGCUGCUGGUUCUCCGUGCGGUGUUGCAGGCACUGAGGAGAGAACGGGGAUUAACUGAUAGAGCAUUCAUCCUCGCUGCUCAGAGAGGCCCUGGACAAGCAGCACAAGCGAGGCAGCAGCAGCAGCAGCAGCAACAGCCACAGCAGCAGCUCCAGCAGCGGCAGCUGCACCAGCCGCAAGUUCAGCAGCAACAGCAGCAGCCGGAUACGCUACAAGAAAAGCAGCAACAGCAGCAGCAACAGCAGCAGCAACAGCAGCAGCAACAGCAGCAGCAACAGCAGCAGCAACAGCAGCAGCAACAGCAGCAGCAACAGCCCGCUAUGCAACUGCAGCAGCAAACGGAGCAGCAACAAGAACAGCAAAAGCAGCAACAACAACAGCCAGAUAUUCCACGCGAAAGGCAGCAGCAGCAGCAGGAACAGCUUGCUGCUCAACAGCAACGGCAGCAGCAGCAGCCAGCUAUGCAACAGCAAGAGCGGCAACAGCAGCAGCAUCCAGAUAUGCAACAGCAACAGCAGCAGCAGCAGCUGGCGCCGAAGAGCACAUCUGGGGCCCAGUAUGAUGAUGCUCAGCAGCAAGCAGAGCAGCUGAAACUACAAGGACAGUCUAAAGAAACAGAAAGCAGCAACAGGGGGAAUCAAGCAGAGGAACCUCCCACCGCAGACAUGGCCGCCCAGCCAAGCAGCAGCAGCAGCAGCAGCAGCAGCAGCAGCAGCAGCAGCAGUAGCAGCAGCAGCACAGUUAGCAACGGUUUAGCAGGGGCGGUGAGUCCCCCUUUGGAUGCCAGCAGGUUCGCCAUGAACGGCACUGUGGGCAGCGACAACGGCAAUAGCAGCAGCAGCAGCAGCAGCAGCAACAACAAAAACGACAACAGCAGCAGCACCAGCAACAAGAGCAGCAGCAACAGUGGCAACAACAACAACAACAGCAGCAGCAGCAGCAAUGACAACAGCAGUUGCAACAUGGGGAAGGAGGCACCAAGUACGGAGGUUAUUGAUCCUUCUGCGCCGUGCCCUCAGGCUGAGGGGGCGCCGCGGGCUGAGCCUAGUGGGCCUUGGCUGCAGCGGGACUGGUCUCCUCCUCCUGCCUUCUAG
This is a messenger RNA of Eimeria mitis, 3669 nucleotides long. RefSeq lists its product as uncharacterized. The record is from RefSeq and is a predicted model, not a curated record. Gene Ontology annotation, molecular function: protein binding. NCBI's taxonomy places the organism in Eukaryota, Apicomplexa, Conoidasida, Eucoccidiorida, Eimeriidae. The transcript is spliced from 19 exons. The coding region runs from base 1 to 3669 and encodes 1222 amino acids.